UGGAUGCCAGAGGCGGGGCCCAAGGGAUAGCAUAUGUGGCAUUGGGCACAGGCCGCUUUGCCUAGCCCCUCUGGAGAGUAGGUGGGGCGUACCCAGUCUCCUUCAAUCCAGAACCCAUGGGUGAAGCAGAUCCAGGGCCCAGGCAGGGACGACUCAGGUGUGGGAGAGCCGCUGGGCCAGCGCCACAGGAUGGCAGAAAGGUCAUCCCAGAAGAGCUGUGAGUCUGAGCUCUGGGUCUCGGUCUCCCAGAGCCUCCCGGAGGAGGACAGCCCAGAGCCCCUGUCCCAGCACCUCCAGGCCAGCACUUCCAGAGGCAGUGAGCGUCUCAGCAGCCUAGAUCUCCCCCAUGGCUCCCUGGUGGCCUCGGAGUACCUGCCUUUCUUCCGCACCUAUGGGAAGCUCCUGACUGUGGAGGAGCCAGCCCCGCUGCCCGAGGUUUGCAGGGACCAGAACAUCAGAGAGGCGCCAUUCCCUGAGGACCCAGAACCGCCCAGCGGCUUCCUCCCUUACUACCGCUCCAAGGAGGAGAGUUUUCCGAGCCUGGUCCUUCCUGAUAGGUUGUAUGGGGGCUCCCGACACCCGCACAGCAGGAAGGAGGUCCUGACUGGCUGCUUUUGCAGGAUGACCAUCAGCUGCGGGUGCUCUGUUGUCUCGGCAAGCCCAGGCGUCCUCCCCGGGUCCUCCUCUACACCACCCUGCUGUCCCAUCCUGCUGGUCUCUGCAGGUCACUCUCAUGACAGCAGCCUGACUGUCCCUCUCUCCAGUGAUGCUGCCUUCAGGGGCCCCGGCCUUUGUGCCUCGGGAUUCGUGCCAUACUACAGAACCCCUGAGGAGAAGCUGCAUACCAGCCCUGGGCCUCCUUCCUCUCUGUCAGGGAGCCGGGAGCCCGCAGGGGAGCUGCCCAGGCCUGGUGCUGCCACAGUGUGAGGGAGCAGGAGCCCCCGAAGAAUGGGCCCCUGUACCUGCUCAGCAAGGGGUGAAGGUGGCUGGGGGUGAGGCUCCCCGAACUGGCCUGGGACCUCCUGCCUCAGUGCCUGGGACCCGCAGAGAGGUCAGGAGGAGCCCAAAGGCAGGCAGGCCCUACUAUCCCCCUCAGUCUACUUGGGGGGGGGGGCAAACAAGGGGACCCCGUGCCCUGCCAGUGUGUAGCUCUACACCACUGUCCUACUCAGCAGGUCUGGGAGCUGCCUUCUCUCCAAGGAAUUGAGAGGCUCAAUCUGUGCCCC
This is a messenger RNA of Lontra canadensis (Northern American river otter), 1226 nucleotides long. RefSeq lists its product as uncharacterized. Lineage: Eukaryota; Metazoa; Chordata; Mammalia; Carnivora; Mustelidae. Bases 190 to 927 code for a protein of 245 amino acids. The record is from RefSeq and is a predicted model, not a curated record. The transcript has 3 exons.